AAUAACUAAUAAAGUUAAUUUUUUUAAUCUUAUUAAUUUUAGUCUGAGUCCAAAACGACACGUGACCAGGGGACACAAACUGAUGGCGAUGAAUUGAUUUCGGAUAUGUGUGAGACAAUAAAAUCUUUACGCAAACAGCUAAAGGAAGCUCUCGAGAGUUCACCUCCUUCUAGGGCUGAAAAACCAGAUGCUGAUGUUGCUACCGAUGAAGAUGAAAGAAUAAUCAGCAAUCAGCAGAAAACUGCCCUAAUACAAAAUCAUAGAAGAAACCAUAAGCGAAGCUCGAGUUCUUGUAUUACGGCCAAUAAUCCAAACUCGGACACUGGUGCAUCUGAGGAUGAGUGGAAGCCUGAGGAUUACAGGCCAAGCAAGCAAAAUAUUAAUGACAUCAAGACACCUAAGGGGAAUGAGCCGGUGCCGAUUGGAGAGGGAUACGCAACAGUACCAGCCAGGGUCCUUAAGCAAAUUGAUUGGAGAUCAUACACUAGUGCGACAAGGAAACUGUUGACUUCGGUGUUUACACGCCGAGAGUUAGCGACUCAUUCAUUGACCGGGAAAUCUUCUCCUGCCUUCCCGGGAAAACCUGCGAAGAAACGUCUCAAUCCCGAGCUCGUCAAUGACAUCGUGCAGACUGUCGUUGAAAAAUCAAAGGUCAACGCAAGCUUGGUGCGAACGAGUAUAACUACGAAAUGUGCUGAUGAGAGCAAAAUGUACCGCAAUCGUCAAAAAAAUAAAAAGAACCAAGAAAACUUUCCUCCAUCGCCGCAUAAUGAUAAAUGAAACUUCUUCUUGUUUAGAUAACAUGAACUAA
This is a messenger RNA of Leguminivora glycinivorella, 811 nucleotides long. RefSeq names its product protein insensitive-like. Gene Ontology annotation, biological process: positive regulation of neuron differentiation; negative regulation of Notch signaling pathway. Gene Ontology annotation, cellular component: nucleus. Bases 106 to 780 code for a protein of 224 amino acids. The record is from RefSeq and is a predicted model, not a curated record. Gene Ontology annotation, molecular function: DNA binding; transcription corepressor activity. The transcript has 5 exons. NCBI's taxonomy places the organism in Eukaryota, Metazoa, Arthropoda, Insecta, Lepidoptera, Tortricidae.